Molecule: messenger RNA, 3350 nt
Organism: Pundamilia nyererei
Lineage: Eukaryota; Metazoa; Chordata; Actinopteri; Cichliformes; Cichlidae
Gene: zbtb17
Product: zinc finger and BTB domain containing 17
Exons: 15
Coding region: 213-3020 (935 amino acids)
Biological process (GO): regulation of DNA-templated transcription
Molecular function (GO): DNA-binding transcription factor activity, RNA polymerase II-specific; protein binding; RNA polymerase II cis-regulatory region sequence-specific DNA binding
Source: RefSeq, a predicted model, not a curated record
GUGCUCCAGCGAUACAUCCGGCCGGUCCCUAUCAAUCGAUCAGAGAGAGGAAGAUGGCGUUGGAUGGAGUGAGCGGGGUAUGAUCGAUCACCGAAAAACUCGAUUGGGUUCGUUUUUCCCAACUGAGCCAAAAACUCCGUAAGACCGCUUGGACCAGCAGUUUCAAGCCCGAGUGAAGACGAGAUAACAAGGAGAGCUUGUCCUUCAGGACGAUGGAGUUCCCGUGGCACAGUGGGAAAGUUCUGGAGCAGCUUAACCGGCAGCGCAAGCAGGGCCUGCUGUGUGACUGCACCUUUGUCGUGGACGGUGUGGACUUCAAGGCCCACAAGGCUGUGCUGGCUGCCUGCAGCGUGUACUUCCGCACCCUCUUCCUGGACCAGAAGGAUGUGGUACAUCUGGACAUUAGCAAUGCAGCAGGCUUGGGUCAGGUCCUGGAUUUUAUGUACACUGCAAAGCUGACUUUAAAUCUGCAGAAUGUAGAAGACGUGCUGUCAGUAGCUCACUUUUUACAGAUGCAAGAAAUCGUGAAUGCGUGUUCUGCGUACCAGUCGUUGUCAAAUCCAGCCCCGUCCGUCAUAACACUGGAUUUUGCUGUUGAUGAAAAAACAGGUGAAGGAGAGCAGAAAGAGGAAACUGACAGUCAGCUGUCAGAUUUGGCAUCACAAGCCGAGGAGUGCCCUCGUAGCAUUCCCACAGAGGAUAAAGAGACCAUUCAAAGUCAGGACAUUUUAGAGGAAGAGCUUUCUGCCAAAACACAGAAGCCUGUUUCUCAGCCGAAACCCACUAGAACCCACACAGGCCGCGGACGACCACCAAAAACGUCCCACCUUCUGACUCAAAAGAAGACGUCUGUCAAGAACAAGGAAGAAAGUGGCGCAUUAGACGCACCCGCCUUCCAGGACGACACCGCUGAUGCCGACUACAUACUGAAAUCACCGUUAAAAUCUGCUGGCAGUUCGCCUUAUAUGAGCUCCCGCGGGAGGAGAAUCAGAAAACCACCUCGACGAAACUUCCCACCUGACAAUGACUCAGAGGAUGAAGCCCCAUCACAGGCAAAAACUGAUAAUAAGGUGGCAGAGCCAGCAGGGGUGGCUGAAGGGCAGGAAGAACACUCUUUGGAGACCGGCGAUGUGGAGGCUGAUGAUAAUGAUGAUAACGAGGAUGGAGAGGAGGAUGACGAGAUAAGUCAGCAAAUGGAAGGAGACAGCCCAAGCAGCGAGAGAGACGGAAGACAAGCUCAGUCAGCGUGCAUGAGCAGCCGAUCUGAAUCAAAGCCUUACAGCUCCGUGACACACAAAUGUGAGGACUGCGGGAAGAAAUUCACCCACACGGGCAAUUUCAAGAGGCACAUGCGUAUUCACACUGGAGAGAAGCCCUUCAGCUGCCGGGACUGCAACAAGGCUUUCUCUGACCCCGCAGCUUGUAAAGCCCAUGAGAAAACACACAGCCCCCUGAAGCCGUACUGCUGCUCUACUUGCGGAAAGAGCUACCGUCAGAUCAGUCUGCUCAACCUGCAUCGCAAACGUCACACAGGGGAAGCGCGGUACAGCUGUGAAGUUUGUGGCAAGCUUUUCACCACUUCGGGCAAUCUGAAGCGCCACCAGCUGGUGCACAGCGGCGAGAAGCCAUACCACUGCGACUACUGCGAGAAGGCUUUCUCUGACCCCACGGCCAAGAUGCGACAUCUGGAGACACACGACACAGAGAAGGGCAACAAGUGUCCACACUGCGACAAACGCUUCAACCAGGUACCCUUGGAAAGGUUUGGCUUUUCUGUGGACAAAUAUGGUCCUCUUCCUGAGGCCCGUGAGUCUUAUGAGUCUGGACAGAAGCCUCUGAUGAUGUGCCUGAAAUGUGCUGCUAAUACCUGCUUUUUAGGGAAUCUGAAGAGGCACCUGCGGGUUCACAGCGGGGAGAAACCGUACGUCUGCGGGCACUGCCAGAGAGCUUUCAGUGAUCCCGGAGCUCUGCAGCGGCAUGAGCGCAUCCAUACAGGAGAGAAGCCCUGUGUCUGUAUUAUCUGUGGUAAAGCUUUCACUCAGGCCAGCUCCCUCAUCGCUCAUGUCCGCCAGCACACGGGAGAGAAGCCCUACGUCUGCGAUCGCUGUGGUAAAAGGUUUGUGCAGUCUAGUCAACUGGCCAAUCACAUUCGCCAUCACGACAACGUCCGCCCGCACAAGUGUCAGAUGUGCAACAAGGCAUUUGUUAAUGUGGGAGACCUGUCGAAGCACAUCAUCAUUCACACAGGAGAGAAGCCGUUCCUGUGCGAUAAAUGUGGUCGGGGGUUCAAUCGCGUGGACAAUCUGCGCUCUCACGUCAAGACUGUGCACCAAGGCAAGGCCGGCAUGAAGCGGCUGGUGGUGUCAGAGGGAAGCUCAGACGAGUUGGGUGAUGGAGGAGCGGGGCCAUGCACCUCUGACAGCGAGAUCAACAUCGUCACUGUCACCACGGAGGACAUCGUCACACUGGCGACAGAGGCCCUGGCGGCCAGUUCUGUUGCUCAGCUGACAGUAGUUCCAGUGGCUGCUUCGGUUUCUGCAGAUGAGACUGAAGCUCUGAAAGCUGAAAUCACCAAAGCCGUGGAGAAAGUGCAAGAAGCAGAUCCCAACACGCAGAUUUUGUACGCUUGCGAUUCGUGUGGCGAUAAAUUCUUGGAUGCCAGCUCCUUAGCUCAGCACGUACGCAUCCACACAGCUCAAGCCCUGGUCAUGUUUCAGGCAGAUUCCGACUUCUACCAGUACACCGCAGCCACCACUGCCGAGGGGGAUUCCACUGCAACAUGGCAACCCACACCCGAACAGGUCAUCCACGAAGGAGAGCUAAUCUUCCGUGCUCAGGUUGGAGAGGGAGAAACAGAGGACGGGAUGAUUGGAGAGGAGCAAGAACAAGAAGAAUCAGAACAGGAAGUUCAGGAGAAGGUGGAGGAUGGACAGGUGGAGACCACCACUGAGAUCAAAACAUAUGAAAAAGAUGUAGAGGAGGACAAGGAGCAGGAGAUGGAGUGUGAGAGGCAGUCGUAGUGGGACAGAUUUGUUAAAAGUGUGUGUCAUUUUGCUUGUAAAUGAAAUGAGAUUUAUACUGUAUAAGGAGAAGUAAGAAAUGAAGUGUGUUUAUGAGUUUUGUUAAAUAUGAACUGGAUUCAUAACAGACACUGUUCCUGAAAAAAAAUUCUUUCCAGAUUUGUGAUCAGUAAUCAUGUCCUGUUUUCAGCAAACAAGGUGAGAUCUAGUAGUUUUUGUAAACGUUGAGAGGCGGUUAUGCUACUUUGUGUAGUUUAUUUUUAGACUUCAGUGUAGGACUGUGCUUCGUCCAUUAUAUAAAACAUUUUAAAGUCUGUCUUACCCAGUAUA